Molecule: messenger RNA, 777 nt
Organism: Setaria italica (foxtail millet)
Lineage: Eukaryota; Viridiplantae; Streptophyta; Magnoliopsida; Poales; Poaceae
Product: agamous-like MADS-box protein AGL80
Exons: 1
Coding region: 1-777 (258 amino acids)
Biological process (GO): positive regulation of transcription by RNA polymerase II
Molecular function (GO): RNA polymerase II cis-regulatory region sequence-specific DNA binding; DNA-binding transcription factor activity, RNA polymerase II-specific; protein dimerization activity
Source: RefSeq, a predicted model, not a curated record
AUGGCUCGCAAGAAGGUGUCCCUGCAGUGGAUCGCCAACGACGCGACCCGCCGCGCGACCUUCAAGAAGCGCCGCAAGGGCCUGAUGAAGAAGGCGAGCGAGCUGGCCACGCUGUGCGGCGUCAGGGCCUGCGUCGUCGUCUACGGCGCCGGCGAGUCGCAGCCGGAGGUGUGGCCGGAGGCCCCCGGCGCGGCGGAGGAUGUCGUCGCCCGCUUCAGGGCCGUGCCGGAGCUGGACCAGUGCAAGAAGAUGCUCGACAUGGAGGGCUACCUGAAGCAGCAAGUCGACAAGCUCAGGGAGCAGCUGCACAAGGCGCAGCGCGAGAACCGGGAGCGCGAGACGGCUCUCCUCCUGCACGACGCCAUCGCCGGCCGCCUCCCGGGACUCGCGGGCCUCUCCGUCGAGGAGGUUGGCAGCCUCGGCUGGAUGGUGGAGAACCGCAUCCAGGCCGUCAGGGCCGCCAUCGCGCAGCUCCAGGGGGAGGGGCAGGACCUCCCGGCGGCGGCGCUGCAGCUGCCGCAGCCGUCCCUGCCGGUGGCGCCUUAUUACGGCAUCGGGGCCGGCGCCGGCCAUGGGGAGAUGAUGAUGCAGGCGCCGCACCCGCAGGGUUGGAUGAUGGCCGGAGGGGAAAUUGGCGCUCUGGCCUACGGUGGCUUCGUCGGCGCCAGCACCGGCACCAGCACCAGCGCCGGGGCCGACAUGCCGCCGCAGUUUGGCAGCAUGGGUGCCGGGUUUGCGUGGCCUGACACAGCUGGUCAAUCUUUCCCUUCCAUGUAA